This is a messenger RNA of Lycium barbarum (goji berry), 683 nucleotides long. RefSeq lists its product as uncharacterized. Lineage: Eukaryota; Viridiplantae; Streptophyta; Magnoliopsida; Solanales; Solanaceae. The transcript has 2 exons. The coding region runs from base 278 to 607 and encodes 109 amino acids. The record is from RefSeq and is a predicted model, not a curated record.
GAUUUUAAAUUUAAAACAAAAACCAAGCUUUAAUAAAUUAUUGGCAGUUCAAUGCCAUUAAUCCACUCCCCACCCAUCUUCCUUCUAAACCACUUCUAUUUAUGAGAAACUAAUUAAAAAAAUGCACAAUACCCUCUCUGCAUAGAGAUCAAACGCCAUAUACACAGUUGCAUUCUCAUUCUCACUACAGUCAUUUCCCAAAAUUCUUCUCCAACUCUUUUUUAGCAUACAACAAAAAAGGCACUCUCUUUUUUGUUAAAAAGGAAGAAAAGAAAAGAUGUCUGCUGUUAGUGGAGUUCUCUUCCCCCUUGUAUUCCUUAUGUUAAUUAUAAUUUCUCAUGGAGCCUCUGUUUCCCAUGAAAAAGGAUCAGAGUGGGAGAUGGUACCAGUAAUUGAGGAGAAAAUGAUGGUGAUGCUAAAUAAGACAUUAAGGAGGAAGCUUGGAAGCUUCAAGAUUUGUGCACUGUGCACUUGCUGUGGUGGUGCUAAACGCUAUUGUUUGCCCUCUCCUUGUUGCUAUGCCAUUAACUGCAACAUACCACAUAGGCCUUUUGGUUUCUGUUCUUUUACUCCUAAAACAUGUAAUUGCUUUGGAUGCCAUCUCUAGAUCCUAUUUCUCUUUCUAUAAAGAUUUAAAAAAAAAAAAUUGGAGAAUUUUGAAUUAUACCAAGAUAUUCUUGUGU